Cervus elaphus (red deer) is the source of this 8860-nucleotide messenger RNA. RefSeq names its product RAB30, member RAS oncogene family (gene RAB30). NCBI's taxonomy places the organism in Eukaryota, Metazoa, Chordata, Mammalia, Artiodactyla, Cervidae. The record is from RefSeq and is a predicted model, not a curated record. The coding region runs from base 948 to 1559 and encodes 203 amino acids. Gene Ontology annotation, molecular function: GTP binding; GTPase activity. The transcript has 5 exons. Gene Ontology annotation, cellular component: trans-Golgi network. Gene Ontology annotation, biological process: Rab protein signal transduction.
UGCUAUAGUAGGUACUGAAUUGUUUUUGCCAGGAUGGGUUUUAUGGGUACCAAGGCUGUUUUACAUGGUCUUCUUUUUUUCCUUUAAGUUUUCACAACAGUUCUCUGAAGGAGACAAAGCGGGUAGUCUUUUUAGCACAGUUGAGAAACUAAGGCCUUUACUUCAGCCGUAGGCUCAUUAGUUAAUUAUUUAAUGCUACAGAGUAGAUAUGACUAAGUGUAACUCUGUCCCAUGGGCUAGGAAAAUAGAGCUGAAAGACGUCAUCCAUUCCCUCAAAGAUGAGGCAGACAUUAGAACAAAGAAUGGUAUGAAGUUUUAGGACAGAGGAACAGUGAACGUGUUUAUUUGGGGAAGAUGAGCAGAAAACUCAGAAAGAGAUGCUUCCAUCAGUCCUUAAAGGACUAACUUCCAAACAUAGAGAGGUUAAGGCAGGGAUUGUUUUUUAUAUAAACUUGAUUCCCUACAGUGGCAAGUACUCAAUAAACGUUUGUAAUAUGAACACACACACACACACACAGUGAGUGAGCAGGAGGGCUUCCCAGGCAGAGGAAAUACUGGUACGUAGCCCAGGGGAAUGGAAGGUCGGCACUUUGAGAGGUGCUGUAGCAUCCACACGGCUGGCAGGAGGUGAAUAGCAGCAGGAUGGUGGUUGAGGGGAAGAUGGCAGCAUCUCCCCCCAGUAGGACCCCAGGGCCCCCAGGACUUGCAAGAGACUGAAAGCUUCCUCCCUUCAUUCAGACUCCCAGUCUCUAGCCCUUCCUCCCAGAGGCACUCACAGCAUCUACGUAAACCACCUUUCAGCUUUGCAUGGGCUCCGCUUCGCUGCUUCCUUGCACCCCCAGCUUGUCUGCGCAGAGGUUCAUAAUCUCCUUUUUGCGGCUGAAAGAAAACAGCUGACCACAGGAGCGACCUGCGACCCGACUGCUUGGCAGAAUAAAGCUGUGUAAAUGAGUAUGGAAGAUUAUGAUUUCCUGUUUAAAAUUGUUUUAAUCGGCAAUGCUGGUGUGGGGAAGACGUGUCUAGUCCGACGGUUCACUCAGGGUCUUUUCCCCCCAGGACAAGGAGCCACAAUUGGAGUUGAUUUUAUGAUUAAGACAGUGGAGAUUAAUGGUGAAAAAGUAAAGCUUCAGAUCUGGGACACAGCAGGUCAAGAGAGAUUUCGGUCCAUCACCCAGAGUUAUUACCGAAGCGCCAAUGCCUUGAUCCUUACCUAUGACAUAACCUGUGAGGAAUCCUUCCGUUGCCUUCCUGAGUGGCUGCGGGAGAUAGAGCAAUAUGCUAGCAACAAGGUCAUCACUGUGCUAGUGGGCAACAAGAUUGAUCUGGCUGAAAGGAGAGAGGUCUCCCAGCAGAGAGCCGAAGAAUUCUCAGAAGCUCAGGACAUGUAUUAUCUGGAGACCUCAGCCAAAGAGUCCGAUAACGUGGAGAAACUCUUCCUUGACUUGGCUUGCCGCCUCAUCAGUGAAGCCAGGCAGAACACCCUGGUGAACAAUGUAUCCUCACCCUUACCUGGAGAAGGGAAAAGUAUCAGCUAUUUGACUUGUUGUAAUUUCAACUAAAGGCUGAGGCAAGGCGAGGCGAGAGGAAUCCGCAGCUGCCCUGAUGGGCCCCCAGCUGCUGGGGAGACCCUGCGAUGACUGUGGCUCCCGCUCUGGGACCUUCUGACUCCUGUGGGCUCCCGAGCUUACGGAGCACGGCGGGCCGGGGCCUCGUCUGCAGGCCAGCGUUCGCGGAACAUAUAAUGGUUUCACCCUUUUGCAGUCUGGAGUCGGGUCAAGGAGAAAAUUGCCCUAGGCGCUCCAUGAUCUGCAGAGCAUGUUGCUUUUGUUUUUUUAAACAAGCAAGUAAAACGCAUUCCCGAACAUGGUCCAGGGGGAAACGUACUGUAGGGACCCCUCCUGCACGCCAGUGGGUGCAUGUGUGGGGCUGCUCUUUAGGGCUUCUGGGGGCCCUGGUUUUCUUGUCUACCAGAUAAACCAAACCCGGCAAGGCCAAGUCCUAUCUCUGUGGUGCGUGUGGAUGACUCCAUGGAGAUUUUGACAAGUGUUAUUUCUCUUUUUUUCCACGGGCACUUUCAAGAACUUUGGGAUGUAACAGUGAGAUGAAACCUUUACCCAUGACAAGAGUAACAAUCAUAGUUUUAAUACUGUACACAAGCUCCAUGACUCCUUCUGGUGCUAAUGAUUCCGCUCUUUCACAGACCAAACGUUUUAGUACAUCGAUGUCCUUACCUACCUUACAUAGAAAUAAAAACAAAACAAAAAUUAAGGGAAGACCAUGAAUCAGCUCUCUUUCUCGAAGUCUCAUUACGACCUGCCCUAGGGUAGAUUUAUUGGAAAAGAGGAUACUUUUCCUUUCCUCUUCCCCUCUAAGUCUCUACCAUUUUCUUCUUCCGUUCUCCCAUCUUUCCUGCCCUUCUAGUAAAUGAAAAAGUUUGAAAAAUGAAAAAAAAAAAAGAGAGAGAGAGAGAGAAUGGCUGACAUCCUCAUAAUAAGAGAUUAGCUCUAAGACAUUAUGAGUAGUAUGAAAAACCAGACCUGAUCUGACCAAAAUACUGUGGCUUAAUGGACUGCAGUGCGGAGUUCCGAGCAGAGCACAGUCCUUGAUAGCAAGUCUCGUCUUUUGCUUCCUGGUACUAUCCAUCUUGGACAGACCAACGCUUAGGAUUUUGUAGAUGUUUUUAGUAUGGUGAGUGAGAAUCGCAGUGGAUGAAAAGUCUCACGAACCAUUUUUGUAUCUGCAGUGAUAACCUUAGAAAAAAAUCUGCCUGUGGAAGCAGAUGGAGUAGUCAUUUGUCAUCUCCUUGUAGUAAUGUUACUCUCAGACUCAUGACCAUUCAUUCUUUCCCAUAUCUUUUUCUUUUCCUCACUUUCUUUCCUGAUUUUCCCCUUUUUACCUUAUCCCCCUCCUUCCCCCGCUCCCUUGUAUGCAUAUGUUCCUGCAAAUCUCCAGUUCAGAUGGAGGUGUGCAUGCCUUUUCUUAGCCAAUUUAAAAACCAACUCCAAUGGAAGCUGUGCUGCUGAAUGUGUGUUGCUGUUUCUUCAGUGCCAUACUUCCAAUUUGUUCCCAGAUAUAAAUGCAAAUUGGGAAAAUGAUUAAAUCUGUUUGCUGUUGAUGCUGUCAGAUGUUUCAGUAGCUUGCCGCUUAGCAUAACUGAGGGAUGAGCCAUGGGAUUAGGAUAUGAUAGGUCAUUCCACUGUUGUUGUAGAUGGUGGCAGUCUUGGUUCUGAUAUAUUGAUGUGUGAAAGCUGUUGAAUUUUAAAGCAGCGAGUCAUGUACAGACACGAUAUUGGCGAAGCCUUUCUAGCGUUUCUAGGGCAGGUUUCAGAGUGACCUGUCACUUGCACGUGGGAACUGUACAUAUUGUUUAAGGGACUGAUGCUGUGGUUGGCUUCACCAUGGUUGUGCUGAUACUGUGGGUAAGAGAAAGGGAUCCCAGAAGUUCGAGUCGCUUUUAUUUCAGAAUCUAUCUCUAUAGGAAAGAAAAUAAUUUUCGUAAACACCAACCAAAAUAGUUUAUCAUGGUUGCCUUUCCCUCCCCAUCUUCCUCAUCAAGCCAGCAAAUAAAAGGUAUUCAGAAAAGUUGAUCAAGGUGAGCAGAAGAGCUCUUCUUACAUGGUGAGGAAAUGCCCUUAAGUUUAGGUCUCAUUUAGAGCAAAAUCCAAAGUCCCCAGUACAUCAUGACCCAACUUUGCUUCAUAGCAGCAAGUAUGUUGAAAAUAAAGUUGCUUUAUGAAAUAGAGGCUACAAUACUGUUAGGUUGGACAUAAUAGUUGUAAAAUAGUAGGCUGUAGGGCCACUCUUGCAUUCUGAGAUUAUUUCCUAGGGAACAGUCUCCUUUAUCUACUCUUGGCUGAGCUUUAAGGGGAUUAGAAGGCUCUGCUCUUGGCCCCUUUCCUCCAUUAUUCCUUGCAGCCUUUUUGUACUUAACAUCACCCAUCUACACCACAUCAGCAGGGACAUAUGAGAAUCGAGGGCUUUGUUUCUUUUUUUUUCCCUCUCUUAGCUGUAUGAAUUCUAGAUUAGGCCUUAUGGACACUUGUUCCCUGAUGAAUCUCAAGUUUGAGAACUAGCCCUGACAAUAUUGUAGGUGCUCAGUAAAUAUUAGUUGAAUAAACAACUUAGUGCCAGGAGGAGCUUUUCUGAUUAGACAGACAUUUCUCAAAUAGAACUUGAGAAAGGACACUAUUUAAAUAUGGUCAUCUUAACCCAGGCCAGGACCCAAAUGUGUUGAUUUGUCUAUUAGUUGCUGUUGCCUUGGUCAUAUUUGCUAAGAUGAACCUUCUUAAAUGAAAAUGAAUUCUCAUUUAAUGAUGGAUGAAAAAGAGGGUUGUGUUCUCAUAGUUCAGUUUGGCCUGAUCUGAUUCGUGAGACCUCCAGAGUCCAUGUCUGCCUCCAUUUUGGUGUGAUCUUUUUUUUUCUUUAAAUAAAGUUACUAAAUAUAUGGCACACUUUUUCCUGUUUACAGUGCAUCAUAAUCAUGUCAUAGAGCCGGAUCUGGAGAAUCUGUGAAAUCAUAUAGUUUACUCAUAUUAAUGAUAUUAUGGCUUUGUAUAGGCUGUAUUCUCAAAGGAUUUUAUGCUUUGUCCUUUACCUAUGCAAGGCUUUUUAGUCCUCCAUGUGUUUUGUUAGAGCUAUUGAAUUAUAGUCAUGUUUAAGUUUGAUUAUAUGUAGCCAGUUAUCCUUCUGUGGAUUACUUAGAGUAAACCAUUAGCUUUCCCUGGCCUUUUCUUCUUCUUCUUCUUCUUUUUUUUAGUUGUUUCAUGUUAGCACCUCUGAGUAAAGAGGCAAGAAAAUAACUAAAAGUGAAAAUGAAAUGGAUUGACAGUGUGCUAGUUUCUGAGUUACAGUUUAGUAAGAGAGGCAAAAGCCAUUGGCCAAAAUAAGAUACUUGGAUUAGGGCUAUUUAAGCAAUUUAGACUUGUUGGAGAGAAGAGGCAGUAUUUAAGCAAGGACUGGAUUCUUCUUUCCUCUUCUGUUUAUGAAUAUAUGUCUUUGGAGGACACUGGUGACUUCCAGUGUUAGAUAAUGAUUUGCCUCAUUUAUCCUUUAAACUAUCCCGUAAUUCUUCCAGAUCCACUAUCAAGGUUCAGUUAAUGAAUCUUUCUGAGUAAAUACCAGCUGCAAAUGAUUUUGAAUUGGCCGUCUGACUAAAAUGAAAACUUCCUCUUCCUUUUUUAAUAAUCUACAUAAAUGGGAUCAUAUUAUAUUCAGAAAAAAAGACUAUUUAGUUUUUUCCAUGUAUCAAACCAACAGCUUUAAAGAUAGACUUUUCUGUUUCUUAAUACAGCAAAACUCUGUGUAUUUCAUAAUCAUAAGUACUUUAAGGAUCACUGCCCUGUUAGCCUCUGAAAGAGCUCUUCUAGGGUUUACCCUUUGUUUUUUUCUAGAAGUUUUUAGCUUUUUUUUUUUUUUUUUUUUUUACCUUCAACUGGUUAGUUAUUCUCUUCAACCACGGCCCUGACAGAUGUGUUUUAGUGCAACUAACACUCUUGAGACUUAACUAGAAAAUGAAAAGCAGUGAAAAAACACGUUACCCUUCUGACAAAAUGUACUGUACAUAAGCAGUAUGGUUAAGCACUAAUUUGGGACUAAGAAAGGGAUGUGCUUUGUGGGUUUUUGUUUUUUCUUCUUCUUGGAUUUCAUAUCUGUGACCUGAGCCUAUUUGUGUUUGGAGGGAAAAACUAUUUCCCUUAGAUUCUUCAGACUGGGGAGAGAUCUUAACUGAACUGAGAAAUUAUCAUCCCUUCCAAUAGCUCAUUAAUUAUAGUAGUGUUAGAGCAAGGGAGACAACACUUCAUCUCCUUUCCUAAGCCCAUGGGAACUUUGCGGUCAUUUUGGGGAGCGAUUGUUUAAAAACAAAUUGAAAUCAGCUAUAGCCCAAUACAAAAUGUUCUUGGUGACUAAAAAAAAGAAACCAAAUUGAGGCAAAGCAAAGAUGGUGAAGGGGUUUUAGAUUUAAAAUGUUUGAACAAUAUUUGAAGGAUUUGGGGACGUUUAGCUUGGGAAAAAGAGGAAUACAACUGGUACAUUAGAACAAGACUCUGGUUUGAAGGGGUGGAAUAAGACCCACUAAAUUCAGGUCAUAGGGCCAUGGACUUGAACUUCACAUUAGAGAGAACUUUCUCAACAAGUUGAUUCCCCAUGGAAGGGGCUGCCUCUGUCAAGCACAGGCUCAUUGAGAACUUGGCAAAGAUGGUGUGGAGAGGAUCCCAGCACUUGUUGGGGUGGACAAGAUGACCUACUAAAAUUCUAUUUCUAGCACUUUGCUCCUCAUAACAUGUUCAAUUAAAUAUCUGUUGACCCACAGCUAAUAAUUUUUUUUAAGGUUUUGCUCUUUUGCCCAAAGUGCAUGCCCCUCUCCAGGAAGGAGGUUGCUUCCAUGUCAGUUAGGUCAAGAGACUGGCCCUUAUACCCUUAGGCUGGAAUUGCUUUUUUUUGGUCCAUUCAUUGAUGUCUUGUUGAAAUCAUAAACUGGAUCUUGAGUUAAAGGUUAAAAAUGUAUUGUUUUAGUAGAAGUUACAUGAACCGUUCCCUUCUCUAGGGGAUUUUCCCAACCCAGGGAUCGAAUCCAGAUCUCCCGAAUUGCAGAUGGACUCUUUACCAUCUGAACCACUAGGGAAGCCCACAUUAAAUCAUGGAAAUUGUGUAUCUGUCACUUGCUAAACAUAAGCCAGGCUCAGUUUUAGUGAAUAGUAGCUAUCUCUUCAAGGUUUCAGGAUAAACCUUUUUAGGAGAGCAGAAUCUUCAGUCAAAGAUCCCAUGAAGUUUUACAGCUCCCAUCACAGAUGGGUUAGUGGUCACUGGCAUAAAGCAGUCCCCAAGAUUAAUCUUGGAAAAAUCUCAAAUGACAUUUGGUUAGUUUGAUUCUUUUGAAAAAACAUGAUCUGAAAAUGGUUUUAAAAGAAUGGAGACCAAGUUGCUUCAUGUAGAAAGUAACAACAUAUAGAUCUCUGAUUGGAAAAUCAGAGAGAAUUCUAAGCAAUAUUUACUAAUAAAGCUCAUGACUCUAAUGAUUCCACUUGCAAAAUAACUUGCAUCCUUGCAAGGCUGGUAGAUGGCUCUUUAUUGGUCUUCUUAAGCAAAAGUCAUUGGUCUUGCAUCACUAUGGUGAGAAACACUUGAGUUUGGGUGAGACUUUCUUUGAUUCCUUUGGAUGAGAAAUCAGAGCACAAAAGCUAGCCUCCUCUUUAAUUGCCUGCAUGAUGUUGCAUGAGUCAAAAUUUUACUUUUCCACUGAGUUAAAGCAAAAUUUUUAGAGGUGUUAUGUUCUAGUUCCUGAUGGAAUCCUUGGUGGGGUGUGACUUUGACACAUCAGGGAGUGAUGUAGGAGGUGAUUAGAGGAUGGAACACUAGGCUAGGGGUGAGGAGUCCUAGAAUUCCCUUGAAUUAGCUGUAACAUUAUGCAAAGCACAAUCUCUUGAGCAUACGUUUCCUCAUCUACCAGAUGGACUAACAGUAGUAAUACCUGUCAGGAUUAUUGUGAAGAUUAGAUAAAUUCAAAGUACUGAACUUGGUAAACAGUAAGCACCCAAAUAUUUGUUUUUUUCUCCUUGAUGAAGAGCAGACCUUGGAUGGUUUGAAACAAGUAUAGAUCCUCUGAACAAAACAAGGAACCCUCCUGACUUCAGAAAAACAAAAACGAAAAUUCCGUUUCUGAAAGAGCCUUAAAAAGAAAGUCACGUGUUUAAUGCAUUUUUCUGCCUUAGUGCAUAACUGUUACCCAAGACACUCUACUUCUUUUUUUUUUUUUUUUUUUUUGACACUCUACUUCUUUACUACUUCAAGAAAGGUAUUCUCUCUCUUCCAGUGGGCAAUUCCAGGGUUGCAAACUCAUCAGGAAACUUAACCUUAUUACUGAAAUACCUCACAGUGCAAUUUGAACCUCUUUCUUCUUGAUCCCAUCCUCCAAGAGAAGAAAAAUUGGUUGAUCCUGUCUUCUUUUUAAAGGGCCAUGUUUGCCAUUUAUUAUUACCCUUUUGCCUCAUUUUAAAAAAACUGACAGAAAAAGCUCAUUAAGGUGAUAAUUAUUAUCCCCUUGGGGAAUGUCAGGAUUCUUAUUGAUAGCGAUCAGAUUUAGAUCACAAACACUGUUGUGACUCUUCAGUUAGUAUUUUCUUCUUUCGUUAACAUAUUCUUGAUAACCAAGUGUGCUUCUGAAGACUUAUUCUGGUGUGUGGCUCUUGUUUUCUCCUCUUGGUAAAAGUGGAGUCACAAGUCCCAGCUUUGCCAACUACUUUUAGAAUGUAAUUUCAUAUAUGACAUAAUUUGAUGGACAUAAUUACCAACACCUACUAUUAGCAGGGUUUCUUGCCUUUUCUACAUUCUGAAAUAAAAAUCAGAAUACCAAAUGCCUAAUAAAGCAAAAAUUCUUGCACAGAGUAGCAAAAGGUAAGAAUCUGAUCUGCUAGGAUAAUUUGACACUAGUUGGUUGAAUGGUGCAGAGCUUUUGUUUAAAGUUACACAGUUAUGCCUGGAUUAAAUAACAAUAGCAAAACUUGAGAAGCCCUCUGAAAAACAGCUGCUAAACAUACUGCUUUCUGGAAAGUAAUCAUUAAGAAUAAAUAUUCUCUUGUUCUACAUAAUUGCCGAAUGUUAGUGGAAAUUUCUCGUAGGGUACUUGAAUGUCAAUUGAUUUAUUAAAAAAAAUUUUUGUGUGUGAAUCCUUUUAUUCCUUUAAGACAUUUUGGGGCUUUCGUGUUCUUGUUGUAGAAAAUUUCAAAUGACUGGAAUGCUGGCUUCUAAUUUCUGCUCACUGAAGUGGCCUCUAGACAUACCAGAUGGUUGGGGCUUCUUUGAUGAUCUGAAGGGAGCUACUUAAAUACACUUACAUAAAGUGUGUGAAUAAAAUUGCUGUUUU